AUGUCAGCAAUCAAAUUAGUCGUUUUAGGUGGAGGAGCCGUUGGCAAGUCUGCUAUCACCGUCCAGCUUGUAUCAGGACACUUUGUACAAAUAUAUGACCCAACAAUUGAAGACUCAUACAAAACUAGCAUCUCAGUCGAUGGAGAAAUGGUUCCACUUGAUUUACUGGACACUGCAGGACAAGAAGAGUAUUCUGCCCUUCGAGAUCAGUACAUGCGAUCUGGUGAUGGGUAUGUCAUUGUAUACUCUAUCACGUCUACUACUUCAUUCUUAGAAGCUAAUAACUUCAGAGAACAACUGUACAGAGUACUUGAUAAAGAUUUGAAUGAACACGUCCCAAUUGCUUUGUGUGGGAAUAAAUGCGACUUGGAAGCGGAAAGGCAAGUGUCAACUGAAGAAGCUAAGAAGCUUGCAGAUGACUGGAAAAUACUCUUUUAUGAGACUUCAGCAAAAAACAAAAUUAACAUUACAGAGACUUUUCAGGGACUUGUAAGAGACAUUAAAGCCAAUGUCAAAUUACCAGAAGUUCAAACGAAAGAGAGUUACGAGACUAAUAUAAAGAAUAAGAAAAAUAGGUGCAACAUUUUCUAA
Entamoeba invadens IP1 is the source of this 591-nucleotide messenger RNA. RefSeq lists its product as hypothetical. The record is from RefSeq and is a predicted model, not a curated record. Gene Ontology annotation, molecular function: GDP binding; GTP binding; GTPase activity. Lineage: Eukaryota; Evosea; Mastigamoebida; Endamoebidae. Gene Ontology annotation, cellular component: plasma membrane. The coding region runs from base 1 to 591 and encodes 196 amino acids. Gene Ontology annotation, biological process: Ras protein signal transduction. The transcript has a single exon.